CAUGUUGGGAAGGUCGCGUACCCGCUCCCCGCCCCUCCCCGCUGCGGGCCGACGCACCACUUCCGGCUGCGCGUCGCCUCCCCUCCGUCCGCUUCCGGCCAGGUCCCGUCUUCGCCGGCUUUUUUGUGCUCUAUGUUGAGAGAGGUCAACUCGGUGCCGCUGAGCAAAACAACCACGUGGCACUGCCCCCCCCCCCCCCCCCCCCCCCCGGCGGACGGGUCCACCGACUCCGCUCCGGACGAGCAUGGCCUCAUGGCCAGCGCCCAACGCUUUCGGUUCCGUGGGAAACCAGGCCCCCAAGGCGACCCGGCAGUGCUCGAGGUCCGCGUCCCUCAGGUCCUGCAUGUCCAGUAUGGAAUGUAUGUUUGGCCCUGUGCGGUAGUCCUGGCCCAGUACCUGUGGUUCCACAGAAGAUCUCUGCGAGGCAAAGCUGUCUUAGAGAUUGGAGCUGGAGUGAGCCUUCCAGGGAUCUUGGCUGCCAAAUGUGGUGCUCAAGUCACACUGUCUGACAGCUCAGAGCUCCCUCACUGUCUAGAUAUCUGCUGGCAGAGCUGUCAGAUGAACCACCUGCCCCACGUGCGGGUAGUAGGGCUGACGUGGGGCCACAUAUCUCAAGAUCUCCUUUCCUUACCAGCACAAGAUAUCAUUCUUGCAUCUGACGUGUUCUUUGAACCAGAAGACUUUGAGAACAUUCUAGCAACAGUGUACUUUCUGAUGCAGAGGAACCCCAAAGCUCAGUUGUGGUCUACAUACCAGGUUAGAAGCGCUGACUGGUCACUCGAAGGUCUGCUCUACAAGUGGAAUAUGAAGUGUGUCCAUAUUCCUCUCAUGUCUUUUGAAGCAGACAAGGAAGACAUAGCUGAGUCUGCCCUUCCUGGACGACACGCUGUUGAGAUGCUGGUCAUCUCUGCAGAGGAGACUCACUGAAUCUUACCUACAAGGGACAGUGCAACAUGGCAUUAGGAUUGUUCAUCACUUCUUGAUCCAAAGCUGUGGGCCUAAAGAUGGUACCAGCUGGCCAUAAAACUGUGAUGUCACCAACAGCAGUGUAACUACCCAAAAUAAAAACAUCUAGAGAAAAGACUGGGAUUCCCCACCAUUAAAAUUAGGAUUUAAAACCUUAAGAAAGCGCUGCUCAGUGUGUUCAGCUCUUCAGAUUGGCACGCCCCUUAUUUAGUGUGGGAAAGGCAGGCGUUCAACUUUUACCUUUAUCCCCCAAGGCCAGUCCAGUAACUGCAUAGGUCUUUCAUAGUAAUUGCAUAGGUAUUUCAAGUAAAAUUUUUGGAAAAAAGACCGAGACACAUUCUCCAAAAAGCUAACACCAAGAAAACAUUUUAAUUAAACUACAGAAACAAUGGUUAUAGUACAGAAUAUUCAUAAGCAAAAAGAUACACCAUGUUUUUAAGUACUUACAAAGUUACAAACCAUUUGCUUCCUUAACAUUUUCCAUAUUUUAAGUUCAUACAUGAGGAUGACCAGAUUUACCAUUUUUGGGUGGUAAAGGGGGGAAAAUGUAUUUAUCAUCAGCUAGAUGUGCUCACUGUAUGCUCCGUUAUUUAUAUGCAAGGCCCGGGUGACUGGAAGUGCAGUUGUCAGGCAUGUUAAUAAACUGGACAGCCAUUUGUUUCUGCACGACAAGGCAUCUUUACACAGGAGCAAUCAGGAGAAAACAGGAAACAGCCAAGCACUCUGCACUGCAACACGCCACCUUAACAGCUAACCAGCAUUACUCAACUGCUACACAACUGCGCCUAGUGCACAAAAAUACAUAAGAGAAGAGAUUAGAAUUGUGUUUGGUAAACAAUCCUUUAAAAAAAAAAAAAAAAAAAGUCUUUUCACCUGAAAAGUCUUUAUACAAAUUUGGGUUCAGAUUACCAUUUAGAUCUGAAGGUAAAUAACAUAUAAACAAAUUUACACCAACUUUUGUAGGUUUUUAAUUUUAAGGAAUGAAGGCAAUGUUGAGUCAAUCUGUGGACAGCUUUAGGCUGUGUAAUGGCUGCAUGUUUCCUUAUUAAGUCAGGAGGCCACAAAUUAGGUUAACAAUCUGUUUAAUUUCAAACAAAAAAAGUCAGCACUAUGUAAACAAAAAUGAAAUUUUACCUCAAAUAUCCAAUCCAAUAAUGAAAUCUGAAGUCGCUCACCUCACUAAAUUACAAGAAAUUUGAAUAACAGCAACAAAAUGGCACAUAAAAUGAAGUUUGCCACCUGAGGCAGAUUAAACAUGUAAAAAGUUAGACAAAUGUUACAAAAUAACCUUUUCAAUAGCCAGUUGCUUGUUCCAAGGACUCUUCCAUGGACUGAUGGACUGAGCAUGUGGUCCUUUUUCCCCAAAGUCCUCUGUUAUGCUGCUUGUCGAUCCAUCUAGGUUGGAAAAGAGAAGGGCUCAGUUUACCUUCCAUCACAUUAAGUUACCAAAGGGCACAUGGUUUCAGAUUCAGGCAUGUACUUACUAAGGCUCUGGUGAAACAAGUAGGUUACAGAAAGGUUCCACCCAGCCGUUGUCAUUUUUUAAAGGCCCAACUGGGAAGUUUCCAGAGGCUACUACCAUCGAUCAGCACUUACAAGUUUGAAUUUGAAUUCUUGGCCAAA
Nannospalax galili (Upper Galilee mountains blind mole rat) is the source of this 2589-nucleotide messenger RNA. It is a transcript of the gene Mettl23, whose product is annotated as methyltransferase like 23. Lineage: Eukaryota; Metazoa; Chordata; Mammalia; Rodentia; Spalacidae. Gene Ontology annotation, cellular component: cytoplasm; nucleus. The record is from RefSeq and is a predicted model, not a curated record. Bases 133 to 927 code for a protein of 264 amino acids. The transcript has 5 exons.